This is a messenger RNA of Leopardus geoffroyi (Geoffroy's cat), 6543 nucleotides long. It is a transcript of the gene PLXNB2, whose product is annotated as plexin B2. Gene Ontology annotation, biological process: regulation of cell shape; negative regulation of cell adhesion; regulation of GTPase activity. The transcript is spliced from 36 exons. Gene Ontology annotation, molecular function: protein binding; semaphorin receptor activity. The coding region runs from base 194 to 5800 and encodes 1868 amino acids. Gene Ontology annotation, cellular component: semaphorin receptor complex. The record is from RefSeq and is a predicted model, not a curated record. NCBI's taxonomy places the organism in Eukaryota, Metazoa, Chordata, Mammalia, Carnivora, Felidae.
CGCUGCUCCCGCGCGCUCCGGCCCCUCCUCGGCCACACAAAGGCCCGUCUCCAUGGCAGCCGCGCGGGCCGGAGCGCAGCGCCGAUCGCGGCCCGGGCGCCAUCGAGCCUCGGCGGCGGACGUGCAGAGAAUCUUGAUGCUGGCCCAGAGCAGACACUGAGCUGGACUACGGGAGCCUCGGGUGCCGGGGGCGAUGUCUCUGCAGCUCUGGGCCCUGGCCCUCCUGGGCCUCGUGGGCACGAGUGCGGGCCUGCGGCCCCGAAAGCUGGACUUCUUCCGAGGCGAGACGGAGCUGAACCACCUGGUUGUGGACGAGGCCUCGGGCGUGGUGUACGUGGGGGCGGUGAACGCGCUCUACCAGCUGAGUGCCAGACUCCAGCUGGAGCAGCAGGCGGCCACGGGCCCGGCGCUGGACAACAAGAAGUGUACACCCCCCAUCGAGGCGAGCCAGUGCCACGAGGCCGUGCUGACCGACAACGUCAACCAGCUGCUGCUGCUCGACCCUCCCGGGAAGCGCCUCAUCGAGUGCGGCAGCCUCUUCAAGGGCAUCUGCGCCCUGCGUGCUCUGAGCAACAUCUCUGUGCGUCUCUUCUACGAGGACGGUAGCGGCGAGAAGUCCUUCGUGGCCAGCAACGACGAGAGCGUGGCCACGGUGGGGCUGGUGAGUGCCACGAGCCCCGGUGGCGAGAGGGUUCUGUUCGUGGGCAAGGGCAACGGGCCCCAUGACAACGGCAUCAUCGUGAGCACCCGCCUGCUGGACCGGACCGAGGGCAGGGAGGCCUUCGAGGCCUACACAGACCACGCCACCUACAAGGCCGGCUACCUGUCCACCAACACGCAGCAGUUCGUGGCCGCCUUCGAGGACGGCCUCUACGUCUUCUUCGUCUUCAACCAGCAGGACAAGCACCCGCCCCGCAACCGCACGCUGCUGGCGCGAAUGUGCAAGCAAGACCCCUUCUACUACUCCUACCUGGAGACAGACCUGCGGUGCCUUGACCCCGCCGACCCCCAGGCCCCGGCCUUCGGCACCUGCUUGGCGGCCUCCGUGGGUGUGCCGAGCGCCGGCAGAGUGCUGUACGCGGUCUUCAGCAGGGACGGCCGGAGCGGCGGGGGACCCCGUGCGGGCCUCUGCCUGUUCCCCCUGGACGAGGUGCACGCCAAGAUGGAGGCCAGCCGCAACGCCUGCUACACGGGCACCCGGGAGGCGGGCCGUGACACCUUCUACAAGCCCUUCCACGGCGAGAUCCAGUGUGGAGGCCACGGGCUGGGCGCCAGUGAGAGCUUCCCGUGUGGCUCUGAGCACCUGCCUUACCCGCUGGGCAGCAGAGACGGACUCACAGCCACAGCCGUGCUGCAGCGUGGAGGCCUGAACCUGACAGCCGUGAUGGUGACCGCGGAGAAUGGCCACACUGUUGCCUUCCUGGGCACCUCGGAUGGCCGGGUCCUCAAGGUGUACCUUGCCCCGGACGGCAGCUCCGCGGAGUACGGUUCCAUCCUCGUGGAGAUCAAUAAGAGGAUCCAGCGGGACCUGGUGCUGUCUGCAGACCUGGCCAGUCUUUACGCUCUGACCCAGGACAAGGUGUUCCGGCUUCCCGUGCAGGAGUGUCUGAGCUACACGACCUGCACGCAGUGCCACAGCUCCCAGGACCCCUACUGCGGCUGGUGUGUCGUCGAGGGCCGAUGCACCAGGAGGGCCGAGUGCCCACGGGCUGAGGAGCACGGCCACUGGCUGUGGAGCCGUGACGAGUCCUGCGUAGCCAUCACUGGGGCUCAGCCACAGAACAUGAGCCGCCGGGCCCAGGGCGAGGUGCAGCUGUCUGUCAGCCCCCUCCCGGCCCUGAGGGAGGACGACGAACUGCUGUGUCUCUUUGGUGACUCACCACCACACCCGGCCCGUGUGGAAGGCGACGCCAUCAUAUGCAACUCCCCGAGUAGCAUUCCUGGCACGCCGCCUGGCCAAGACCACGUGGCCGUAAACAUCCAACUGCUCUUCAGACGCGGCAGCAUCUUCCUCACCUCUCACCUGUAUCCCUUCUAUGACUGCCGGGAGGCCAUGAGCCUGGCCGAAAACCUGCCGUGUAUCUCCUGCUCAAGCAACCGCUGGACCUGCCAGUGGGAUCUGCGCUACCACGAGUGUCGGGAGGCCUCCCCCAACCCCGAGGCUGGCAUCGUCCCCGCCCACAUGGUGAGGCGCUGUGAGCACCUCGCGGGAGCUGGGUGGCCCAGCCACAGCCAGGCAGCACCUGACCAGCCCUGUUCUCUCCAGGAGGACAGCUGCCCCCAGUUCCUGAACCCCAGCCCGCUGGUCAUCCCCAUGAACCACGAGACGGAUGUGACCUUCCAGGGCAAGAACCUGGACACAGUGAAGGGUUCCUCUCUGUACGUGGGUAGUGACCUGCUCAAGUUUGAGGAGCCGGUGAGCACACAGGAACCAGGAACCUUCUUCUUUCGGACACCAAAGCUGUCCCACGACGCCAAUGAGACGCUGCCCUUGCACCUGUACGUCAAGUCCUACGGCAAGAACGUGGAUAGCAAACUCCAGGUCACUCUCUACAACUGUUCCUUUGGCCGGAGCGACUGCAGCCUGUGCCUGGCCGCCGACCCCGUGUACAAGUGUGUGUGGUGUGGCGGGCAGAGCAGGUGCGUGUACGAGGCUCUGUGCAGCAACGCCACCUCCGAGUGCCCGCCGCCCGUCAUCACCAGGAUCCAUCCUGAAACGGGCCCGCUGGGCGGGGGCAUUCGCAUCACUAUCCUUGGGUCCAAUUUGGGGGUCAGAGCGGAUGACGUCAAGAGGAUCACCGUGGCCGAGCAGAACUGCGUCUUUCAGCCAGAGCGCUACUCUGUGUCCACCCGGAUCGUGUGCACUAUCGACGCUGCAAAGACGCCCAUCACGGCCGGUGUCGUCGUGGAUGUCAAUGGGAAGCUUGGUCAUUCGCCGCCCCACGUCCUGUUCACCUACCAGCAGCCCCAGCCCCUCAGUGUGGAACCAAAGCAGGGGCCACAGGCAGGCGGCACCACGCUGACCAUCAAUGGCACCCACCUGGACACAGGCUCUGAGGAAGACGUGCGGGUGACCCUCAAUGACGUCCCUUGUAAAGUGACACAGUUUGGGGCCCAGCUGCAGUGCGUCACUGGCCCGCAGGCAGCUCUGGGGGAGCUGCCCCUAGAGAUUUACUACGGGGGCUCCCGUGUGCCCAGCCCUGGUGUUGUCUUCACCUACCGCGAGAAUCCAGUGCUACGGGCCUUUGAACCGCUGCGAAGCUUCGUCAGCGGUGGCCGUAGCAUCAACGUCACGGGGCAAGGCUUCAGCCUGAUUCAGAGAUUCGCCAUGGUGGUCAUCGCUGAGCCCUUGCAGUCCUGGCGGCGGAGGCGGGAGGCCGGACCUCUGCAGCCCACGACGGUUGUGGGCACGGAGUACAUGUUCCACAACGACUCCAAAGUGGUCUUCCUGUCGCCGGCGGUCCCCGAGGAGCCCGAGGCCUACAAUCUCACGGCGCUCAUCCAGAUGGACGGGCACCGCGCCUUGCUCAGGACCGAGGCCGGUGCCUUUGAGUACGUGGCCGACCCCACCUUUGAGAACUUCACGGGGGGCGUCAAGAAGCAGGUCAACAAGCUCAUCCAUGCCCGGGGCACUAAUCUGAACAAGGCGAUGACGCUUCACGAGGCCGAGGCCUUCGUGGGCGCUGAGCGCUGCGUCAUGAAGACGCUGACCGAGACGGACCUGUACUGCGAGCCCCCCGAGGUGCAGCCCCCGCCCAAGCGGCGGCAGAAGCGAGACACGACACACAACCUGCCUGAGUUCAUCGUGAAGUUUGGCUCCCGAGAGUGGGUGUUGGGCCGUGUGGAGUAUGACACGAGGGUGAGUGAUGUGCCACUCAACCUCAUCCUGCCGCUGGUCAUCGUGCCCAUGGUGGCCGUCAUCGUCGUGUCCGUCUACUGCUACUGGAGGAAGAGCCAACAGGCAGAGCGCGAGUACGAGAAGAUCAAGUCCCAGCUGGAGGGCCUGGAGGAGAGCGUGCGGGACCGUUGUAAGAAGGAGUUCACAGACCUGAUGAUCGAGAUGGAGGACCAGACCAACGACGUGCAUGAGGCGGGCAUCCCCGUGCUGGACUACAAGACCUACACCGACCGCGUCUUCUUCCUGCCCUCCAAGGACGGCGACAAGGACGUGAUGAUCACGGGCAGGCUGGACAUCCCGGAGUCACGGCGCCCAGUGGUGGAGCAGGCCCUCUACCAGUUCUCCAACCUGCUAAACAGCAAGUCCUUCCUGGUCACUUUCAUCCACACCCUGGAGAGCCAGCGGGAGUUCUCAGCCCGCGCCAAGGUCUAUUUCGCGUCCCUGCUGACGGUGGCGCUGCACGGGAAGCUGGAGUACUACACGGACAUCAUGCGCACACUGUUCCUGGAGCUCAUGGAGCAGUACGUGGUGGCCAAGAACCCCAAGCUGAUGCUGCGCAGGUCCGAGACGGUGGUGGAAAGGAUGCUGUCCAAUUGGAUGUCUAUCUGCCUAUACCAGUACCUCAAGGACAGUGCCGGCGAGCCCCUGUAUAAGCUUUUCAAGGCCAUCAAGCAUCAGGUGGAGAAGGGGCCAGUGGACGCUGUGCAGAAGAAGGCCAAAUACACCCUCAACGAUACGGGGCUGCUGGGGGAUGAUGUGGAGUAUGCGCCCCUGACGGUGAGCGUGAUCGUUCAGGACGAAGGCGCCGAUGCUGUCCCGGUAAAGGUCCUCAACUGUGACACCAUCUCCCAGGUCAAGGAGAAGAUCAUCGAUCAGGUGUACCGUACGCAGCCUUGCUCUCGCUGGCCUAAGGCUGACAGCGUGGUCCUCGAGUGGCGUCCUGGGUCCACAGCCCAGAUCCUGUCAGACCUGGACCUGACCUCUCAGCGGGAGGGCCGGUGGAAGCGUGUCAACACCCUGAUGCACUACAACGUCCGGGAUGGAGCCACUCUCAUCCUGUCCACGGUGGGAGUCUCCCAACAGCCUGAGGACAGCCAGCCGGAUCUACCCGGAGAGCGCCAUGCCCUCCUGGAGGAGGAGAACCGUGUGUGGCACCUGGUGCGGCCAGCGGAGGAGGUGGACGAGGGCAAGUCCAAGCGGGGCAGCGUGAAGGAGAAGGAACGCACCAAGGCCAUCACAGAGAUAUACUUGACGCGCCUGCUCUCUGUCAAGGGCACGCUGCAGCAGUUUGUGGACAACUUCUUCCAGAGCGUUCUGGCACCUGGGCAUGCGGUGCCGCCCGCUGUUAAGUAUUUCUUCGACUUUCUGGACGAGCAGGCCGAGAAACAUGACAUUAAGGAUGAGGACACCAUCCACAUCUGGAAGACCAACAGUUUACCACUGCGGUUCUGGGUGAACAUUCUCAAGAACCCCCAUUUCAUCUUUGACGUGCAUGUUCAUGAGGUGGUGGACGCUUCCCUGUCAGUCAUCGCUCAGACCUUCAUGGACGCCUGCACACGCACAGAGCACAAGCUGAGCCGCGACUCUCCCAGCAACAAGCUCCUCUACGCCAAGGAGAUCUCCACCUACAAGAAAAUGGUGGAGGAUUAUUACAAGGGCAUCAGGCAGAUGGUGCAGGUCAGCGACCAGGACAUGAACACACACUUGGCGGAGAUUUCUCGGGCACACACAGACUCGCUGAACACCCUCGUGGCCCUGCACCAGCUCUACCAGUACACGCAGAAGUACUAUGACGAGAUCAUCAACGCCCUGGAGGAGGACCCUGCCGCCCAGAAGAUGCAGCUGGCUUUCCGCCUCCAGCAGAUCGCGGCUGCGCUGGAGAACAAAGUCACAGAUCUCUGACCUCUGGCCUCUGCCACCACUGACUCUGGGCACAGGUGCGUGAUGCUCCGUGUCAGGCGUCGGGCAGCCCCUGAGAAACGAGGCCGAGUGGUGAGGCCCUUACCCUUCACCAGCAGGGGAAGAGCCCCGGGCAUCCGCGUGUGGGUGCAGCGGGGGAGCCCCCACCUCCGCGUCUGUAGCAUCUAUCUCCUGAGCAAUAGUGCCGUGCGCCCUCCGGCGCCAGCUCCCGCAGAACCAGCAUCAGAUGUCUGUGUCACAUCUCCCGCGCGAUUCGCAAAUGUGCCUUACGCCCCUGGCGCCGCGCCAGGUUGCUGGGGGCAGUGGGGCCUCAGCUCCCCCUGUCUGAACACCAGCAGCCACCUCAGACUCCUGGGUUUGGCCUCUUCGGGUGGGGUCUGCUUGCCUGUGGCCCGCAGGGCCUCGCGCCCAGACUGUGUCUGUCUGCCCCGACGGGACUGGAGGAGAACAACGGUACGAAGCCUUCCUGACCUCACGUGGCCUGCCCUGCGGGGCGCUGGCACUCCGGGUGGACUCCGUGCCCUGGGCCCCACCUCAAAGGUCAAGCUGGACGUCAGACGUCGAGGCCCAGGUGGCCAGAGGGGACCCAGAAGACUGGGCCGUGCUGGAGGCCCUGCCCAGGUCGGAGGGGUCUGGCAGCAGCUCUGCCGGGACCACCCUCACCCCUACCCCCUUUUGUAAAUCUUGUUCAUUGUAAAUCAAAUACACCUGUCUUUUUCACUCUG